Messenger RNA from Amoebophrya sp. A120, 9829 nucleotides. The record is from the annotation of a GenBank genome assembly. NCBI's taxonomy places the organism in Eukaryota, Dinophyceae, Syndiniales, Amoebophryaceae.
AAAAUAUCUUUUGUAGGAAAGCAAGCAGAUGAUGAUGUAGCUUUAACACACCAGCAAUGAAUGCUCCGCAAUGGUGAAAUACUAGGUGUGAGGGUAGUACAUAGAUUAAAAGAAGAAAAGGUCCACCGCCACCUGCGCUGUUGUGAGUAACAAAUUAAUACAUAACUUGAUACACCACGACGAAAACAACGACAAGCCGCCCAAAAGUGCCAGUUGCAUUCGCCUGUGCGUUCGGCAUUGGUACGUGGAAACGCAAACGGCCGGUCACCUGGGUGAAGGUAAUUGGUUUCUACUUCUGCAGUCGCUAGUGCUGCGAAAGGCGGGGGUUUCAAAAUGUCGUCGACGAAGGACAAAGAGUCUGGCGGCCACCAGAACAACAGCACCAUCAGUCACAAGGAAAAAGACCACCACGGUAGCAGCGGCAGCAGCAAAAGCAAAUACAGCAGCUACAAAAAGGAGCAAAGCUGGUCUUCCUGGACGAAGGUAGACAAGGAGCACAGUGGGGCGGGAAGUGGGAAGCACGACAACUCCUUGUGGCACCACUACGGUGGAGGAGGAGGAAGUGGCAAUAGUAGUGGCUCGUCUUCUUCCUCCUCGGGGCAUCAUCAAGGCACCAGUAGUUCCACUUCAUACAAAGAGAAUAAUAAGGACAAGAGCCACAAGACCUCCAAGCUUGCUUCGCCGGCGAUAGUUGCAUCCAACUCUAAGAGGUUGAAUAGUAAAGAAAUGUCCUCUGCUAGUGGGAGUUCCUCUGGCGCGGCGGCGGCUUCAGCGACCUCGGGAGGCGGAGGCUCGGCGGAGCUGCAGCAGGGAAGCGCCACCACGAGUAAGGGAUCUACAGCCUCCUCUGCGCCGUCGCCCACCGAGACGUCGAAACCGCAGCGCAAGAGCUACGCCGCAGUGGCAAAUGCGGCGAACGCGAAAUCCAACAAUAAAAGCGCGGGGCAAAACCAGAAACCAGGAAGUCUCGGCCACAGCGGCGCUUCGCAGCACAAUUUUCACAGCAGCUCAAAAUCUUCUGCUAGUGGCGGUGGUGGGAAUGGAAACACAAGCGCAAACAGUGGUUCGCUUUCCUCGACAGGCGUGAAUAAGAACACGACCCCCGGUUCGCAGCUCGUAGAAGAUAUGAACGCCAAAGGAGCAGCGUUGCUGGGAAACAGCGGCAGGAGCAGUGGCGAAAGUCCGACCACUGAGCACCACAGCCGGUCGAGCAUUUCUUCGCAGUUGCAAGCGAAUGCCCGACACAGCAGCACCUCUGCCGCCUCUACCAGAGCGGGCGGAAGCAGCUCGAGCAGCGCCGCUUCGUCCUCCUCGACCGCCACGAAUAGCAGCUCGACGCGAGGAGGGUUGCAUGAAUCAGAGUCGGGAAAUAAUCUCAGUAGCAUGCCCACAUCGUCCACCUCAACCUCGCGCGACAGUUGGAAGCUUGUGGCCACUACUUGGAAGCCGACCCUGGGCAUAAAAUCCUGGCGGCAGAACACCAGCUCGGAGUCGUCAUCCAAACGAAGUGGUAACAUCAACGCUGGUUCCUCGUCGAGUAGCUCCACGUGCAGCGGUGGGCCCGGCGUCGGGAAGAGCGCGACACCAACAAUAGGAGCAGCACCUUCCGGGUGGCUGUCGGCAAACAGCGGUGACAACUGUGGAGCUAGUUCUACCACGGGCACGGGUACGAGCAAAGCCGGCACCGGGAAGAGUGCCAGUUCGAGCAAGCACACAACUUCUGUGGACCAGAGUACAACUAGAGCUGCUAGCGCGUACAACAAGCACAGCAGUGUUGAGUUCUCCGACGCCACACAACAUGUGCUGGACUCGAAGUCCUCCUCAGAUCAUGUCGUUGACCCACGACCCGGAUCUUCUACAUCUGCGGCAACUACUGGCGCGAGCGGUGGCUCCGCAGACCUGACAGCUUCAUCUCAGCCGACAUUGCAGAAAUCCUCGAGUUUUGGUAGUGACGAGCAAAACAAAAUGCCGAUGAAGAUGAACAACUACGAGCAGGCCGACAAUUAUUUUGUGGCGAACGAGUUGACGCGAACGCCGCAAAGAGCGCCACCGCCACUUCCCAAGGGGGCGAGCCACCCCACGACGAGCGCGGAUCUGCAGAAUGCACACGAGCCUCAGCUCCUAGACGAUCACCGCGAUUACGUGGAGAAAAAGAGAAUGAAGCAUCGCGGAGCUCCUGAUGACGAGAUCGUUCCUAUUGCAGAUCUGGCAACAAGGGGGCUGCAGAAGAUCGAUUUGAACGGGGACCCGCGGAACGAUGUCAGGGAUGUGGGACCACAGGAGGUGGAACCCGCACUAGUAGAGAACAACCGGCGAGCGAGAGGUGGGACGAACGCUAGCAAUGGUGUUGCGCCGCCGUUUUCUACUUUCAACAUCGUUGAGCAAGAAGGACGACCACGUCAGUCUGAGACAGACGAUCUAGACGUGCUGUGUACGGAUCUCAACGCCGAGCAAAAGAAAGACGAUGAGGAUGUUGACCACCACGGCCGAGACCGAUUCCGCAACAGUAUCGACCUCAAUAUGCCCAUACCCGGGAGCACGACCAGCGCCACGAGUUCCAGUUCCAGUUUCAUGCAUGGCAUGAACUACAACUCGUACGGUGGCAAGAGCAUGUACGGGGACCGGAAGGGCGGCAAGUACGCAAGCGGUUUUUACAACAGCUCUGGGAAACACGGAGACCAGCAGCACUUCGCUGCUGGUUCCGCGCACAAAGGGGGUCGCUAUCACCGCUCCUCGUCCGACUUCAACGAUGAGCAGCAUCCCGACUACGGUCAGCGGUAUCCCGGAUCGGUCGGAAAGUACGGUUCGAAAGGAAAUAAGGGUAGUUCUUUGCGUCCCCCUCAUAAUCGCGGCGGCCACAAUGACGACUUCGGCGGUACGCGGGCAUUCAGCAACAACUUCCGACCGCGUGACGGUUACGGUUUGCAAGACAACGGUCGCUCUUCCAGCAAAGGCGGCUUCAGCAAUAGUCGCGGCAUGAUGCCGGAACAUGUGGGUUUUAAUAGUGGCGGUGGAAGUAAAGGCGGCUCGUGGAUGAACCGGUCCUCAACCUACCACGACGACCGCGGUAUCGGCAGUUGGAAUGCCAAUCAUGGGCCACGAGACUACAACGACUACAGCAUGCAUUCGCGCGAUCACUCGCGCAGCGGAGGAAAUGGGCACGGUAACAACAUGAUGCGCGGUGGAGCUGGCGGGGGCGGGUACAACAGCGGACGAGGCAGUUUCAUGAGCAAUGGAGGUGGUUCGUACAACAUGAACGCGCAUUCGUACAACAACUUCCAAGGCGGGGGCCGCUCGUAUGGGAACAAUGGGAUGGGCGGCGGUGGGGAGGGCGCAGCAGCGGAUGGACCUGCAUGUGGAUUUACGCAGGACAGCAUUAACAAGAUCUUCGCCGCUUUCGACGAGAAACCACCGCCCGCCGCCACCGAAGAUGAACCACUGCUGCCGGUAGUGGAUCAGCAGCGAGCGGACCAACUACAACAGUCGUCCGGGCAGCAAGGCAUUGUUCUGGACCAACUGCAGAAUCAUGGUAUGUCGCCUUCGUUGGACCACCAGAUGAAUCUAAAUCUACCGCAACUGCCCGGCAGUGUUUCCGCUGCAGGAACGGCGGGCUCGGUCGGAGGCGGAACCACUUCUGCUGCGCAGCCGUCCUUGCAGCAGACGCCAACGCUCAGCGUUGGGCAAGGCGGUGGUGCUCCCGUCGUGCUGGGGCCGCAGCAACAGCUGUCCUCGCUUCCCAACUCCGCGAGCAACCCAUCGCUGCAGCAGUUGCAGAUGAUCAACGCGCCUCCACUCCCCGCAGCCGUGCCGGGCGCCAACGGUGCUACAACAAUCCCUGGCAAUAGCACGGGUUUGCCAUUCAAUCCAAAUGCGCGUGUGAUGCAGCACAACGGUGGCGGGUCCAGCGGGUCGUGUCAACAGCCAAUCACCCGUCCGUCCUCCUCCUCGGGGACGAACCCCGGCGCCGUGGCCUUUGUGCCUAUGGGCGGAAGCGUUCAAUUUGGUGGCUCUAGUUCGUCGACGAGCAUGCUCAAUAGUUCUUUGAACGCGACGCCAAGUAACCUCGCUCUGAACACCGGCGUCGUGGCUACGGGAGGAGGACUCAACGUGAACAAUCCUCCGCUCAUCAAUCCAAAUCUUCCACCGAUUCCGCAGAAUAAUUUGCAGCCGGGGGGGAUGCAACCGCAGGGAGCGGAUGGCUUCAAUCUUCCCGGCGGAGGGCCUCAACAGCAAGCUAAUCUGUUUUUGGGCGGCGCUGGAAUGCAGCUACCGGGCGGCGCCUUGCCUGGCGUCCCUCCUUCCUGCAGCACCAUCCUGGACGGAGUUCAACAGCAGAUGCAGUUGCAGUCCCAAGGACAGCUUAACCCGCAACAGCGUGCGAUCUUGGCGAACCAGUAUCUCAACGGCGGGCUACUAUCUCCAUCGGCGCAGCAGGUGGCUGCAAACGCGAUGGCAGCGGUGAGUGUGGCUGAGCAGCAGCAGCUGCUCGUUAGCAGCAUGCUACAGCAAAUCGGUUCGAGUGCCGGAGGAAUCAAUGCGGCGCAGCAAAUAAGCACCAACGUCGUGGUCCCACAUCCGAAUCCCGUGGAUUUGGUGAAUCCUCAGCUAUUGAACGCCGGAUUUCCACCGGUGCAGCAGCUUCCACGACCAGAAGACGCACAACAGCUCGACAGCGGAGCAGGUUCAGGCAUGCCUAAUAUGCUGCAACAAGGACCUCCACCAGCACCCAUGAACCUGAACAAUCCAUCCGCAAGUGCCUCCCAGCCUUUACAACCAGUGCCACCACAGAUGAAUGCGACUUCCAAUAAUUUGACGAUGAAUAUGUCUGGUAUCGUACCCGGCGGCCUUCCCCUCCCGGCGGGUGCGGGCGGUCCGCCGCCGGUUGCCAGUGGUCUUGAUCCUGCGGCUGCGGUUCAGCAGAUGCAACGCGAUCAGCAGGCUCAGGAGGCGUACCUACGCGCACAACAGGUAGCCAUAAACGCACGGAAUUUGGCGGAGUUGCGGCAUAGUCCACACAAAAGAGGACAGUGGGGCGCAGGCUCCUCCGGCGGAAAGGACUCUUGGGGUGGAGGCUCAGGCAAAGGUAGGGACGAGUUUGUGAUAUUACCCUGAAGAGAGUUUUACUUUGGAAUGAAUUUUUUAGCCGAGGAUCUUGAUGAGCAUGCAGUGAGUUGUGCUUGUGACUCAAGCGUUUGUUUUGAAUCCGGCGUUAUAUUGCACGUAUUACAGGAUACCGUGGCAACAGCGGGCACUACAGUGCCAGCAAUCGUGGAAGUCGUGCGCCCUCCUGGCACUCGAUGCAGAUGAUCCAGCAGCAAAGUUUCAACCCGCCUCCACUACCCGCCCCGGGCAGUUCGGUGAACCUGGUUCAUGGCGGAAUGACUUCCGCUUCCGCCGGUCCGAGUGCUGCGCCGCCAUCUGGCCCGGCAAACCCCCGUAGCGCGGACGAAGCACAAAGCGAGAAACGGUUUCCCUGGGACAUGUACGAUGCCGAAAUGAAGCCCGUGUACAACAAACUGGUAGAGUUUGUGAAUACCACCGUGAAGCCAGAGAACGAAAAAGAAAGCAGCAACUCAUCGUCCUCCGGUAGUGGGGGAAAUACUACGACCAGUGCCUCCUCUGGCAAGAAGACGCAAAAGGCGCGGUGCAAGGAGUCGCUUUCCGCACUUGGUAAGAUUGCGGAGCAGACCUUCUGCCGGCGGAGUAGCGAGUACGCCAAGCGCAUUUGUGCAAAGUACGAGCACCACACACGGGCGAUCACUUGCCAGCCGUUUGGAAGUUUCGUACAAGGAACCCAUGUGCGUCUGUCAGAUUUGGAUGUUGCCGUGUGCUUCGAAAUGCUACCCCGCAGCUCGGCGUCGUCGGAAAACAUUCCCGAGAUUGAUCACCACGAGUUCCAACGGGAAGUGCUCUGCAUGCUGGAAAACCUGUUCAAGACGGACGAGAAACUCCUGCCGCAGUGGCGCGUUCAGGAUUGCUUGCCUCUGGUACUGCAACUACAGCAUUCGAUGAAAUGAUAUGAGCAAGAGGGCGUUUUUUCAUUUUCUCGCUGUCUGACUCUGAUGUGCUUCGCAAUCGCAUGAGCAUUUUAUUCGCAGAUUAUAUUCAGAUUGACAUUGAGGUUAAACUGUGCUGUCGAUGUCCGUCAUUAUCAUACCACACACACAGGCGGCGGUUCCAGUGCUGAAGUUGGUCUUCGAGGAGGCACUCGUGCUCGAUAUUUCCGUGAGGGUGGCUCGGUUCCGCACCGGGUCGGAUUCUCAGGUAUGAUUGCUUGAAAAUGUAGUUCUCUCGAUUCUGCAACUCACUCGGAGUGCAUCAAAGUUCAUGCCUCGCAUUAACAACUUGAAUGAUUCACAUUUGAAAGUAAUUCGCUUCCAUCGAUGGCAAAACAGUCCGCCAGCGCCGCGGAGUUUGAAGCGUUGAAUAUCAACCUGGGAGCGGACUCGCCAAUUCAUCCGAUCAUCUUCCAGCUUUCUUCUGACCAGGAAUUGGAAGACGUGCGCCGAGAAGCCGACGAAACAGCCUCGCAGAUGGAGGGCGAGACGUCCUCCGUGAUGACGAGCACGAAAACUAGCAGUGUGAAACUGGUCGAGGAGGUGGACUCGGGUUCAAGUAGGACAUGCUCUAAGGACGACGAGGAAGCAGAUCUUAGGGAACGAGUCGCGAGGACGAAGAACAAUAAAACGGGCCCUGUGGAAUUGGCCUCCCUGGGCGCCGGCGGGACGGAGCCAAGCAACUUAAGUAGUCCCACAUCUACUCCGGCCGUACGGGAGCGACCCGAGCAGUCUGGUGCGGAGCCGCAGCAGGGAAAUAUCAAAACCUCUACUAGUGUCGAACAGGCGCCGGAAGUGAGACAAGACUCGCAUGCCACUUCGUGCUCCAGUGCGAGUUCUGCUUCCGCCGAGGAGGAAUUGGCCGCGUCGGAGAAGAUGCAUUUGCAGAUCGGCACUCAGAUGAUCGAAAACGACUUGGAAUUGUCCAACUUUUCGCAGACGAAAUCCACAGCAACCGGCUCGAAGGACUGCAGUUUGAAAAGCUGCGGAGGACAGCAGGAACUAAUCAGCGACGCCGAGGGUUGUAGGGCGGACGAGAAGAUCGACGGGAGCGCGACAAACUCCUCGAGCACAAGCAGCAAACUCAACCUAAACUACGAAGCCGGAUCCGCAACGGCCACUGCUGGAGGGACGAGCACCAAUCCGACGACUCCUGGUACGUUCUUGCUGCGGAGCGAUAGACGUAGACUGAUCUAAUAAAUAAAGUCAAAGCUGCUCCUCGGGCCAUCACCAUCUGCUCCACUGCAGGGAUGACCGUGGCAUACUAGCAAAGUUGCGAAUCGGCUUGUAAAUACUGUUACUGCUCUAUCAAUGAAAAACAAAUAUGCCCUUCCGGCGCUUGGCAAUCGAUUAACCAAACUACAGCGUUUCGUGCGACGAUUCAGAAACAGUCGCAGGCACUUCUCCUAAGCUCCACGGCACUGGUGAAGAAGAGGGACCAGAUGAUUCGGGAACAGUUUUGGCAUACGGCUUCGGUGGUGAAAACUACCGUAUACGCGGUCAAGCACUGGUCCAAGUGCGAAGGCCUGAACUGCACCUACAAAGGCGGUCUCAACAGCUUGUCGUGGCUUUUGCUGGUAAAUUAUCCAGCCGAGAUAAAGCGAUUUUGUUUUAUUCUUUUCUUUGAUAUGUUCAUCUUCAUGUUGACACACAAGUGGAGGACAUCACCCGGUCACGUCAUAACGAAUGCUGCGGGCGUGGCUUUGAUGCGUCUUUGCAAAUCCAAUAUCUCUAGGUUUUUGCGCAUUACAAAAGUACGCACCCGCACCUGUUGCACGUUGGUGCGGAAUCGCCGGAACCGCCCACGCAUCACAUUCCGAAGCACAUCGCUAACUUCUACUUCUGGCUGUCCAACUUGACGGACCAAAACCAGACUGUUCACAUUGACAUGGAGCACAUUGUUCGCUGCUAUCCGCGGGGGCAGCAGGACCAGGCGGAAGUGCUGUACAUCGAGGACCCCAUGGCUAAAUUCAACAUCUUUAACAACACAGCCCAAAACUUGCUGCCACAUGUAUGACUUUUUUUCUUUGUUCUCCUAAUAUCAAUAAGCAACGCAAAUGAAAUUCAGCUCCAGCUGUUGAUUCAAAUGAUAAUGAAUGCAUAUGCAGACGAAAACGAAAAAUUUCAUGGUAAUGGAAAUGGUUGCUCCCCUUCAGGUUUGGAAGCAGAUCGGGGAAAAAGCACAAGCUGAAAUUUGGCGCUUCACUCCGGAGCGCAUUCAAGAGGUCUGUCGUAAUCCGUCGCUUGAUGACCUGAAGAGAAUUGAAGCCAGCAUUCCGUAAAUGGCUUAAGUAACUUAGUUGUUGUAUCCAGCGCUAGCGAUUCUACUAUCUAGCGCUAGCGCCUUUCGUAGAACAGUAAAUCAAAUAAAAGUCGUGCUUUUGCUGCACCACGCAGCACUUGCUGCAGCUUCAUCCGCGUAAUUCAACCAUAAAUCUAAACCUCGCAGUGCAGAGAAGUUUGUCGAUUGGGGAUCAUGCCGAAGAGCAGCCUCCCGACACACUUCAUGCAGCGAACCAAGUCAACUCCAAAGUAAAAAUCGUUCUGCUAUCAUUUUUUCGAGCUAUGAAAAUUGAAUUCGUAAGUGCUUUCUGUGUACGUGUACCUCUUUCUUGCCUUGCAUGCAAUGCUGUACUGUAGAAAACUUAAACUUCCCCUAGAUGUCUAUCGAUAUCACCUCGAUCUGCCAGUUUCUGGCUGCGCAGUUACUGACAGACGUUUUCCCGUCAUAUUUAUCAAAUUUGACGCCCACCACUGGAGUGCGCGCCCACAAUUAUUUGAGGGUCGCGCUUUGACUUGAGCUCCUAAUUCAAUCAAUGCACAAGUUACUCUAGUAUGGUUGUGCGUGGAGCCAUCAUGAUAAAUUUCCAUAUAUUGAGCCACUCCAGAGGACCAAAAGCAAGUCCGUAUCCCGCUUGUAAUCGUUUGUAUCUUCAUAAUUGUAAAUUAAUAUGAAAAGUGCACACAACUUUUCACUUUAUUCGUGCACGCUUUAUCUCGCACCCGCGGAGACAAGGCAAGGGCAACACCCGUAUCGCCGCCAUCUAUCGGGCUGCGUGCUGUUUUCGACCUCUUCCCUUUUCGCGUGUGCUUUGCGCUGCGGGGACUACAUUGCGUUGCAGGCUGGCGACACUUCCGACUGAGCAGCGACAAUGAGCGUGUGCAGAAAUCCGGAGACGCCAAUGCUUGCUGCGCAAUUUGAAUCCGCAGCGAAAAAUGAGCUGUCGCGACUGUACACUUUGAGCUUGUAGUUCCGCUUUACUCAGGAGCAUAUAUAUAUCGCUACAAAACUCGUUUUGCACUCAAAAAAUACAAAAAUACGCACGAUAAGUGUUUACAUCGGGCUGAAGUAAUAAAGCUUCUCUUCUAUUCUUAUGUUGUACCAAAGACAGCUGCGCUUCAUCAUUCUUUGUACCUACCUCUUCAUUCUUACGCAGAUCUUCUAGACUUUUCUACCGAUUCCUUAUUACUCAUACGAGAAAUUCUGCUAGAAUUAGAAAACACACUAUCAAAACGAACGAAAACGCGAGUUCGGCACGGUGCAAGGCCUAAGUUUGCUUUGUCUGGGUGAUCUCGCACGGGAAAAUUGUUGCUUGCAGGGGAUAUGAAAGCUUGUAUUGGCAACUUUUGGAAAUGGACGAAAGGGCUAGCUAGCUCGUGUUGUGCCUUCAUCGCAGUCGUCCUUCAAAGAUCUUUGCGUGACGGCGAGCUUUUGCAACAGAGCUAUGAGGAAUUCGAGAACACAUCGUCGAACACGAACAGAAGUUAAUCCG